This is a messenger RNA of Penicillium taxi, 1503 nucleotides long. Its product is annotated as cytochrome P450. The record is from RefSeq and is a predicted model, not a curated record. Gene Ontology annotation, molecular function: oxidoreductase activity, acting on paired donors, with incorporation or reduction of molecular oxygen; iron ion binding; heme binding. Lineage: Eukaryota; Fungi; Ascomycota; Eurotiomycetes; Eurotiales; Aspergillaceae. The coding region runs from base 1 to 1503 and encodes 500 amino acids. The transcript is spliced from 4 exons.
AUGGUGUCUUGGGCGCUUGCAGACGAGACUUUUGAUGUCGUUCCGUUCCUCUAUCUUCCUGUUUUUGCUUUGGUGACCUACCUAGUAUGCACGCUGUUCUAUAACAUAUAUCUCAGCCCUCUGUCAAAAUUUCCAGGUCCAAAACUUGCCGUAUGCACAGACCUCCUAAGUAUAUACUGGACGUCGACGGGUCAAUAUCAUUACAAGCUCAAGGAUCUUCAUGAUACAUAUGGGGAUGUUGUGCGAACUGGUCCCUCAACGCUCAUAUAUCGCAGUGUUCAGGGUUGGAAAGAUAUCUACGGCCACCGCAAAUCGGGAGAUUUGUCGUUUGCAAAAGACCCCAAGCUCUAUCUGGUUGGUCCAACCGGACCGACCCUUAUCAAUGCCAAUGAUGCAGACCACUCUAGAGAAAGAAGACUUCUCUCCCAUUGCUUUUCCGAAAAGGCACUAAGAGAACAGGAAGGCCUGAUCCAGUCCUAUGCUGAUUUACUAGUUGACCGAUUGAAGGGAGAGAUAGCCGCGUCUAGGGAAACAGUAGAUAUGACUCAAUGGUACAAUUUCACCACAUUCGACAUAAUUGGAGACUUGGCCUUUGGCGAGCCCUUCGACUGCCUGCGGGAUAAGCUUUAUCAUCCGUGGGUUAAGACAACCUUCACAAGUUCAAAGGCGGCCAUGAUACAGAGGCCACUUGCAAUGUAUCCUUUGCUUGCACCCAUCCUGAAGCAGUUUAUCUCGAAAAAAUUGAUCCAAACGCGAACGAAUCACUUUAAUAUGAGUGCGGAGAAGGUUGCUCGUCGUCUGGCGACCAAGACUAGUCGGCCAGAUUUCAUGAGUUACAUUCUCCAAUAUACUGGUGACCGGUCUAUGACUGAGCGGGAGAUGAAAGCGAAUGCUGGGGUCUUAAUACUUGCUGGCAGUGAAACGACUGCUACUCUGCUCUCCGGAUUCACCUUUCACAUCUUGGCCAACCCCACGACUUAUCAAAAACUAGUCGACGAGAUCAGCGCAUUCAAAUCAAAGGACGAGAUAACUUUCCAAAGCGUGAGUCAGCUCACUUACCUCAAUGCUGCCCUUGAAGAAAGCCUGCGAAUUUAUCCACCUAUUCCGGGAUUUCUUUCACGGAUUGUACCGCAAGGGGGCGCCUUGAUUGAUGGGCAUUUUAUUCCAGAAGGUGUCACCGUAGCUGGAGCUCACUACUCUACCUACCACUCAAAAGACCAUUUCGCCGAAGCAGACUCGUUCAUUCCUGAAAGGUGGCUGGAUAAUAGAGAUGAGCGCUUCGAGUCUGAUUGUCGGAGUGCACUCCAACCCUUCUCCCUCGGGCCGCGGAACUGUCUUGGAAAGAACCUUGCUUAUGCGGAAAUUCGGCUUAUUGCUGCCAAACUUUUAUGGAGCUUCGAUAUGACCCUGGAUGAGGCUUCAUCUGGCUGGAAUAUCCAAAGAUCAUUCCAUAUCUGGGAGAAGCCUCCUUUGAUGGUUAAAUUGUCGGAGGCCCAGCAUUGA